Molecule: messenger RNA, 825 nt
Organism: Morchella importuna
Lineage: Eukaryota; Fungi; Ascomycota; Pezizomycetes; Pezizales; Morchellaceae
Exons: 4
Coding region: 1-825 (274 amino acids)
Source: RefSeq, a predicted model, not a curated record
AUGAUCUCAACCCCUCUAUUCCUAACGUUUUUAACGUUCCUCCUCAAUUUUGUGAACGCAAGUCCUGAUAGGACAACAAGAACUAGGCCUACUCCUACUCCAACCAGAUGUGUCCCUACUUCUACUGAAACAGCACCGGGAACUAUAUCAUACCCUCAAUGGCCUAGCGCUGGUCCUGGAGAAGGAAACUCUCUCUCCUGGAGCGUAAACUGGGUUUUCAUUGCCUGCUCCGUCUACACCAGCAGCAGCUGCACCGGCGACACCACCGGCUGUGACCCCUCCUGCUGCAACAAAGGGAGCUGCGGUCUCUCCUCCACCACAAACCUCCUCCUCUCCCCGAGUCCCUCCUCACCCUACUACACCAUCUCUGCGCUCGCUCCAUCGACGUCCUUCACAAUCUUUAAUAUCGUUUUCACUACCGGCUACUUCCUCCCUCAAUAUCCGUCCGUCACUAUCGAGAUCACUGGAACCCGCGCUGACGGGACUGUACUUGCCCCGCAGAGCUUCAUCAUCAAUAAGCCAUACGGUACUUUCUACACCGCCGUGGCCAAGAAUCUGGUUCAGAUGGGGCUCGGGAAUGUGAAGGAGUUGAGGUUCCUGGCGUACUACACAGGUACUUGGGGCGCGGGUGGGCAAGGUCCGGAUGGGAGGGUAUUGGCCGAGUCGAAGUUGGACGGGGACGGAAGCGGUGGCCCGAUUAGAUACGAGGCUUAUACGCCACGUUGCAGGAGGGGAUACCGGAGGAGUGCAGGAAUUGAGGAAAGAGACGGGGGCGAAAGUAAUAUCGUGAUUGGAAGUAAGAAUGGCGAGACUGACUGGCAUUAG